This is a messenger RNA of Saccharomycodes ludwigii, 1167 nucleotides long. RefSeq lists its product as uncharacterized. The transcript has a single exon. Gene Ontology annotation, molecular function: chitin deacetylase activity. Gene Ontology annotation, biological process: carbohydrate metabolic process; ascospore wall assembly. The record is from RefSeq and is a predicted model, not a curated record. Gene Ontology annotation, cellular component: prospore membrane. The coding region runs from base 1 to 1167 and encodes 388 amino acids. NCBI's taxonomy places the organism in Eukaryota, Fungi, Ascomycota, Saccharomycetes, Saccharomycodales, Saccharomycodaceae.
AUGAAAGCAUUAAAUUUUUAUUUAUUAUAUAUGGCCUUUUUGGGUUCAUACAACAAAUUAAAUGUUCUAGGUCUUAUCAUCAGUCCUAAUAAUAAUAAUAAUAAUAAUAAUGACAAUGGUAAUAAUAAUAAUAAUAACAAAAACAUUAAUGAUUACAAAAGCACAUCUGACACACAGAUUAAUGCCGGUGAUGGAUAUCAUCAGGAAAGUUCUGAGUCACUUUUAAAAACAGAAAUGAAAAAAUAUGAUGAACAAAACCCCCAAAAAGAAAGCAGUCAAGAGUUUUCUAAAAGGGAUCCUGUUGGAGGAUUGGAACGUGCCUUGGAAACAAUUAGACUCAAUAAAACACCUUUACCACCAUGGUUAAAAACUAUAACAGGUUUAAACGAUUGGCCAGGUUUGGAACCACCCUAUAUUCCAUUGGAUUUUAUCGACUUUUCUAAAAUUCCUCAAAUUGAACAAUACGGCCCAAGUCAAUGCACCAUAGUUCCAAGAGACUCAUGCUCCUUUGAUUGCUAUAAGUGUGUUGAACCUGAUGAUGUCUACACUUGUCAUAAAUUAUCACAAACCUUUGAUGACGGCCCAUCAGACUCUACUGAGGAAUUGUUGAAACACCUAGGGGACACUAAAAGUACAUUUUUCAACUUAGGAAUUAAUAUUGUGAGUCACCCAAAUGUCUAUAAAAAAAUUAUUGAACAAGGUCAUUUAAUUGGUACACAUACUUGGUCGCACCCCUUUUUGCCAAGUUUAACCAAUGAGCAAAUAAUUGCCCAAAUUGAAUGGUCCAUCUGGGCUAUGAAUGCCACUGGUAACCAUAUACCUAAAUGGUUUAGACCUCCGUAUGGUGGUAUCGAUAACAGAGUCAGAAGUAUUACCAGACAGUUUGGUUUACAAGCUGUUUUAUGGGACCAUGAUACAUUUGAUUGGGAAUUACUAAACGGUAAUAGUCAAAGAACUGAAAAUGCUAUUUUUGAAGAUGUAAAAAAAAGGAAAGCUGAUAGCGCCAGUAAAGGCGGAUUAAUUUUAGAACACGACGGUGCCUCCAAAACAGUCGAAGUUGGCAAAAAAGUUUUUGAUAUUGUUGGAAAAGAUCAACUAACUGUUGCCAAAUGCAUUGGUGGUAUUGACUACAUUAGAAAAUAUUCCGAUUUAGAGAAAAAAUUGUAA